Messenger RNA from Daktulosphaira vitifoliae (grape phylloxera), 3089 nucleotides. RefSeq names its product leucine-rich repeats and immunoglobulin-like domains protein 2. The record is from RefSeq and is a predicted model, not a curated record. NCBI's taxonomy places the organism in Eukaryota, Metazoa, Arthropoda, Insecta, Hemiptera, Phylloxeridae. Gene Ontology annotation, molecular function: protein binding. The transcript has 9 exons. Bases 336 to 1796 code for a protein of 486 amino acids.
AGUGCACCUAAAUGCUCCCAACGUGAAACAUUUUGUUCGACAUUUGAUUAGUGGAGCCGUCAUUACUCUAUCGAUUUUCUCUGUUGACUUUUUACAUUACAACUGUAAAUCUGUGACAGUUUAUUUUCACACAUUUUCUUAGUGCGCUACUGGUCUAGUUAUUUCAUGACAGUUGGAAAGCCAAUCGUCAGAUAAGUAGAUAGUUUUGGCGAUUCGUGAAAAAUGAAAGAAAACUUUAUUCUCAUUCAAUGGGUUACUGUAUCAAAAUUUCUGAGUAGAUUAUAGUUUUGUAAACAACAGAAUAGGUACACAGGUAUGAAGGCUACCGGCUAGCAAUGAUAUCCAGAUUAAUAUUGGUUUGUGGCCUAAUUUCGGCCAUUGCAGUGCAUUUGACGUGGUCGGCCAGCGGUCCUGUCGUCCAGCAAUGCCCCACACAUGGCGAAAUAUCGCCUUGUGUGUGUACGGUAAAAAAGAACGGUGGUCUGGAUAUUCUGUGCGAAUUUACCGACUUACAACACAUUUCCAAGACAAUGGCAGUCCUUAAAGGCAAACCGUCUUUAGUAAUUUUCUAUCUAAAACUCCGUCACAAUAAUCUACCAAAACUGCAAGGAUUUGUGUUUCUGGGCAUGGAUAUAAGACACCUAACAAUUCACAACAGUACACUAGCUGUUGUAGAAGAGUCGUCAUUAAGUUCUAUAGGUAAAGCUCUUACUCAACUGGAUUUAUCUCAAAAUUCUCUCAGCAGUGUACCUACGCCGGCAUUGAAAAGCUUAGACCGUUUACUUAUAUUUAAUUUAAAUCACAACAAAAUUAGCGCUAUUCAUACAAAUGCAUUCGAGGGUAUGAGUACUUUAGAAAUAUUGACGUUGUAUGAAAAUCGUCUCACAAAUAUAGAACCAAAUGCAUUUGCUGGUACAGAAAAAAAACUUAAAAGAUUAAAUAUUGGAGGAAAUGAGUUAAAUAGAGUGCCGACAGACGCCUUACAAACAAUGGACAACUUAAAAAAACUGGAAAUGCAAGAAAACAAAAUUACUUCAAUAAACGAAGGAGAUUUUAUUGGUUUAAAAACAUUGGAUAUGCUAAUACUAGCACAUAACUUUAUCAAACAUAUACCAGCUAAAGUAUUCAGACACUUACCUUUAUUAAACUCCUUAGAGUUGGAUGGAAACCAAAUAUCACACAUCGACGAAGAAGCAUUCUACGGCUUAGAAGAAAACCUACAAUAUUUAAGAUUGGGUGAUAACAAUUUACAUAUGAUACCAAGUGAUUCUCUUCGACGCUUACAUAGACUUCGACAUCUGGACCUCAAAGCAAACAAUAUAUCAUUUAUAGCUGAUGAUGCAUUCACAGGCUUUGGUGAUUCUAUAACAUUUUUGAAUUUACAGAAAAACGACAUCAAAACAUUACCAACUAUGUCCUUUGAGAAUUUAAACUCCCUAGAAAUUCUAAAUCUUCAGAAUAAUAAGUUAACACACGUACCUGAAGAAACACUGGAGGCUAUUGUAGAUACUGCAACUGUAAUUGAUUUAAUGGAUAAUCCUUUGAUAUGUGAUUGUGACUUGCGAUGGUAUAAAGAUUGGUUGUUAGAGCUAAAACUAAGAGAUGACGAUGAAAUAAUACAAAAGAAGCACAUACUUUGUUACAUGGAAGCAGAACAUAGAGAAUAUAGCAUAACAAACAUGCCGCUAAAAGAAUGCGCUGGAAAAGAAAAUUCUUCUUCGAAGGGUUCUGGCAUGACUAUUGAAUCUUGCCGUAUUCUUAUUUUUAUCGUACUGGCUAUUCUUCGGUUGAAAUAAAAGUCAAUUAACUACAAUCACAGAACAUGAUCAAAAUCUAAAACUUUAUUAACAGUUCCAACCUUCAUACAAUAAUAUUGUAUAUAAAAAAAAGGUAAAUGUGUAGCUUUUCCUCACGCAUUGAAAAGAAUAUUUAUAAUUGCCUGUUUUAUUUGUUUUAUAUUUAUAAAAUUGUUAAAAACUAUUAUUCCUCGGAAAUGAUUAUUUAAAAUAUAAAAACAAGUUCUCUAAAAUUAAACAACAACUAUUUAAUACACUAUUCAAUAAAAUUUCAAAAUUAUUACAAAUUCUUAUCAGUUAUAAUUCCGUGUAUUGCUAAAUAAAGAAUUUUAGUAUAUAUUUAUCAAUUAUGAUAAACACCAAAUAAAAUUUGGAAAAACUAAAAAUAUUUAAACUCACUUUCAUAUAAGUACAUAAAUCAAAACAUGUAAAAAGAGAGGGUUGAAGUUCUAAAAUUCCUCUUAUUGUAAUUAUAAUAAUUUUAAGAAUUUAAUUUAAUUUUUAUCAUAUUAACCAUCAUCGAGUUACAAAAAUACAUAUUUAGAAUGAAAUCAAAAAAUUUUUUUUUACCCGACCAUUACAGCAGAGAAAAUUCAUUGGUUCGAAAAACUAAUAUUAAUAAUGUUAAUCCUUUAAUUUCUUGUUUAAAAUAAUAGCCUAUAAAUAAGAAUUGAUGAGGUUGAAAAUUUAGUUUAACAAACAUUUCCAGCCGCUUACUCUCUCACUUCAUUAAAAUAAUUCAAACAACUGCCCAGAAAAAUGACGAAAAUCGGUUGCUUAUUUCGUUGCUACAAUCAUUAUGUUAUUGAUAACUGGACGACAUGGAAUUAUUUUAUCGAAUACAUAUAUAUAUAUAUAUAUAUAUAUAUAUAUAUAUUAAUACAUAUCUAUCGGUUUCACAGUAUCUAUUUGCAUAAUACAUUAAUAUCUAGUAAAAUCUUCAUAUUGAAUUUUAAGUAAAUUAUACAAAAAUUAUUAUCUUCUUAAUGGUAGUGAAAAAAAAAACCAUUAAAAAGUGCCAGUUAUCGUACUUUUAGUAUAAUUUGUAUAAUUUUGUUUGGAAUAAGUUUCCUCCUAUAUCCUACAAAAUGAGAUUUUAAAUAGUUAUGAUUUUAAAUAUUCAUGAUAACUUGAAUAUUUAAAGAAAAAAUUGAUCUAAACUAUUAAUUAAAAUACAAUAUUCUAUUUAGAAAAAGUUAAUCUUCAAAGACUAAGAAUUUAAAAGUAUUUUUUCAGUAAAAAAACUAUUAAAAACAUGACAAUUUUUUAAAUACUUGUAAUUAUAAAGCCAUA